AAAUUUCAGAAUGAGCAACGAAAGAGUUACGAAACAGCUUUCCAGUAUAGCGAAUCUUAUCUACCCAAAGCGUAUACCAAAAAUAAAAUUUGGUCCUGUGAAGGACAACCUGGGAUUUACGCUCAGCGAAAGAGUGGCCCUCAGGCAGGCUUGGAAUUUGAUCAGACCCUUUGAACGGCGCUAUGGACAGGAAGUAUUCUACAGCUACUUACACGAUGCCUAUUGGAGCAUUCAUAAGUUCAGGAACGGAGUGGACCUGAAUCUGAAAGCUCUGCACACGCAUGCGGUGAAGUUUAUCCACUUUUUCGGUCUCCUGAUCGAAGUGGAGGACCCAGUGGUGUUCCACCAGAUGAUCACUGACAACAACCUCACCCACAGCCGCUGCAAAGUGGGAUCCGCUUAUAUUGGGGAUCUGGCCCAGGCCCUGGUGGACUAUGUGCUGAAGGUUUUCCAUAAGGUCAGGUGCCCAUCGUUGGAAAGUGGCUUCAGGAAAAUCGUCGAGAAGUUUCAAGGCUACCAGGACCUCCAGGCAAUGAAAAACGGCAAAAAUUGACUGAGCAAGAUGAGAAUUAGCUCGACGCGUAUUGGACUUUUGCUCUGA
This is a messenger RNA of Drosophila elegans, 601 nucleotides long. RefSeq lists its product as uncharacterized. The record is from RefSeq and is a predicted model, not a curated record. Lineage: Eukaryota; Metazoa; Arthropoda; Insecta; Diptera; Drosophilidae. Gene Ontology annotation, molecular function: heme binding; oxygen binding.